CGGCCUCGGGGCCGGCGCUGCGCGUGGACGGCUGGCGCGCGCUGCACGAGCUGAACCCCCGCGCGUCCGACGAGGCGGCGCUCGGCUGGGUGUUCGUGGUGGACACGCUCAACUUCUCCUUCUGGGCCGAGCAGGAGGAGCGCAGGUGCCUGGUGAGCUACGGGGGCAAAGCCUACAGCGGGUACUGGGCACUGUGCGCCGCGGUGAACCGCGCCCUGGAUGAAGGGAUACCAAUAACGAGUGCUUCCUACUAUGCCACCGUGACCCUGGACCAGGUUCGGCACAUAUUUCGUUCUGACACCGACGUCCCCAUGCCUUUAAUGGAAGACAGGCAUCGUGUUCUCAAUGAGGCAGGGAGAAUUCUGUUGGAGAAGUUUGGAGGCUCUUUCCUUAACUGCGUCCGAAAGAGUGAAAAAAGCGCGCAGAAGUUACUGCACCUGAUUGUUGAAAGUUUUCCUUCUUACAGAGAUGUGACUGAGUUUGAGGGGAAAAGUGUUUCUUUCUACAAACGAGCGCAGAUCCUUGUGGCGGACACCUGGAGUGUGCUGGAGGGCCAGGGGGACGGCUGCUUCGCGGACAUCGCCAGCAUCACCAUGUUUGCCGACUACCGACUGCCGCAGGUCCUUGCCCACCUCGGAGCCCUGAAGUACUCCGAUGAGCUGCUGAAGAAGCUUUGCAGAGGAGAAAUGCUGUCAUAUGGGGAUAAGCAAGAGGUGGAAAUCAGAGGGUGCUCGCUGUGGUGUGUCGAGCUGAUCCGGGAUUGUCUUCUGGAGCUUAUUGAAAAAAAGAGUGAAAAGCCUAAUGGUGAGAUCAACUCCAUCCUCCUGGAUUAUUACCUGUGGGACUACGCCCGGGACCACAGGGACGACAUGAAAGGGAUUCCGUUUCAUCGCACACGCUGCAUAUACUACUGACCCAGCUCAGACUGAGCCAGACUGCUGCGUUGGGAGCAAACCAAUGAGAUUAUAGAACCGUUCAUUCUACUUGGCUUUGGUACUAAGAAAAGAGGAUAGAAAUUAUAGGAAUAAAAAAAUUGAUUAUACAGUU
Messenger RNA from Chinchilla lanigera (long-tailed chinchilla), 1047 nucleotides. It is a transcript of the gene Qng1, whose product is annotated as chromosome unknown open reading frame, human C9orf64. The record is from RefSeq and is a predicted model, not a curated record. NCBI's taxonomy places the organism in Eukaryota, Metazoa, Chordata, Mammalia, Rodentia, Chinchillidae.